This is a messenger RNA of Melanaphis sacchari, 880 nucleotides long. RefSeq lists its product as uncharacterized. The transcript is spliced from 2 exons. Gene Ontology annotation, molecular function: protein binding. The record is from RefSeq and is a predicted model, not a curated record. Lineage: Eukaryota; Metazoa; Arthropoda; Insecta; Hemiptera; Aphididae. Bases 170 to 673 code for a protein of 167 amino acids.
AGUUGUAGGUACUAAUAAAUUGUAUUAUACACAUACCAGUAUUUCAUUAGUAACCAUACCUAAACUAAACGACCUUGACUAGGUUUAGUAACAUUUAGUUUUGUUUGAAAACAAGGCAGUCAGUAAAAUAUUAUUAUAAUAAGUAUUUUUUGUAGUUUAUAAAAGUAAAAUGUAUAAGACAAGUGUGCUAUGGUUAUGUACUUCACUGUGGUCAGUUGGACUAGCAGUCACUCCAUUACCAUCACGGUCACCAGAAAAAAAUACUUAUGUUGAUUGUACAGGACCCAUUGCAUUUUCAUCAACUGGGAGUACAUCAGUCUAUUCUACAGGUCUGAUAGCAUAUAAACAGACUAUUGUUAAUCUAGCUGUAACGUGGGAUCGUGAGGUUGGUGUCUUCACGUGCACUUGUUCCGGCCUUUACCAAUUCUCUUUCUCUGGUUCCACCGAAGAAAACACAAGGAUGGUGUUGAAGAAAAGAUUAAACAACAGUAAACAGUGGACACCAAUUAUAGCAACAAAACCAGGUGGUGGAUCAGCUACAAUACUUUUAGAAGUAGAAAAUGGAGAUCAAGUAGCUGUAUAUUUGGAUGGAAAUUCAAAAAAAUUCAAUGCUAGACAUGAACAAGGCAUAGAAGUUACAUCGUUCAGUGGUUACAGAAUAGCAAAAUCUUAGUAAAAAUAAAGUAUUUUUUUACUUACAUACAACACAAUACAAGAUUUGUAUUAUCAUUAAUAUAAUAUUAUAUAAAAUUAAAAAAUUAGCUUUAACCUUGAAAAAUACUAUGUAGACAGACAUUUAUAAGGAACAUCUAGUUGAUGCUCUAAAAUAUUAUUUAUACUUAUAAGAAACAAUAACUUUUUUAAUAUGCUGUAUGUGUUA